Messenger RNA from Sphaeramia orbicularis (orbiculate cardinalfish), 2350 nucleotides. It is a transcript of the gene gab3, whose product is annotated as GRB2 associated binding protein 3. Gene Ontology annotation, cellular component: cytoplasm. Gene Ontology annotation, molecular function: signaling adaptor activity. The record is from RefSeq and is a predicted model, not a curated record. The transcript has 11 exons. The coding region runs from base 224 to 2008 and encodes 594 amino acids. Gene Ontology annotation, biological process: signal transduction. Lineage: Eukaryota; Metazoa; Chordata; Actinopteri; Kurtiformes; Apogonidae.
UAAUGUACUGCUGCCCUCUAGAGCCUCUCAUCUUACAUUACACUCAUGUCAUUUUCAACAUACAGAGACAGAAUUAAUCGUUUGUAAAAACAAACGGUUUUGUUUUCAAAGUUAUGCGUAUAUAAUGAGGAAAACAGUAUCUAUAAGGCCAUCACAGUCUGUGUGAUCAAUUUCUUGACUUCCUCCUUUUUGAGUGGCUGGGCUGAAUACCAGAACACAGGAUAUGCUUCACACUGCUCUCAGUUUCACAGCAGCAGCAGCAGCAACAACAGCAGCAGCAGCAGCAGCAGUGAGGACGACACGCUCUGCAGUCAAGAUGAGUGCUGGGGAUGUGGUCUGCACCGGCUGGCUCAUUAAAUCCCCUCCAGAGAAGAAACUAAAGAGAUUUGCCUGGAGGAAACGCUGGUUUGUGCUCAGAAGAGGUCGCAUGAGCGGUAAUCCAGAUGUGCUGGAGUAUUAUCAAAGUAAAAACUCCAAAAAGCCGAUCCGCACCAUCGACCUGAAAGAGUGUGAGGUGGAAAUGCUCAACGGCCAACUCAGGAUAAAGCGAGACUUUCAUGGAAAGCACCUGUUUGUGGUGAAGACUUCGUUUCGCAUCUUUUACCUGGUGGCCAAAACGGAGGAGGAGAUGAACGGCUGGAUCAGCAGCAUCAGUCAGAUCUGCCAGUUUGGGACCCUGGAGGACGCAGAGGGUUCAGAAGAUGGAUUUCCUCAAACCCCGACCUCUCUUCAGCCCUCACCUGACAGCUCUGACAGAGUGUCUGUAUCGAGCCAACAAGAGUCCACUUAUCCACCAGACUACCUCUUCCUGUCACAGUGUGAAACAGGGAGUGUAACCAUCAGUAGACAUGACAGCUUUUCCAACUCUGAGAACUCUCUGGAGCAGAUGUCAUCAGAAGACGCUAUCAAGGACAUUGUGCCUUCACCUCUUUGCACAGAUUCCUCUUCGUCCUCCAUUUCCUACGCCAGCCCCAGCCCGUGUCUUUUCAGCCAUGGGAGGUUGGCUCACCCUCCUUUCAGCGCUCCCUGCACCUCCGUGGCUUUACCGUCGUCCUCUUCGUCUCCUCUGCCACGUCACUGUGCCACAAGUGUCUUCCAGUUUGACAAACCUUAUUCAUCUGCGUCGUUUGAGGCGACGGUUGACAGACAAACGCCUCCUCCGCUGCCACCUAAGCCUAACCAUCUGCCAGAUCAGCUCAGUGAUGACGGGGCUCACAGGCCGAGGGCAAUGAGUACAAGGCACUUCUCAAACCACACCGCGUUCAUUCCCAGAAGAACCUCUUUGUCAAGCUUGGACCAUUUCAGAUUAGGAGAUAUCGAAAGCAGGUCGAUGAGAAACAGGAGGCAAAGUGUUAAUUUGCCCUGUUUAAAUACCACGAGAGUUCAGAGCUACCAGGAUGACUCAUAUGUUCCCAUGGCCUCCCCAUCGCUGCCUGUUACCACUGGUGAAUGUGAUGGUUACAUCCCCAUGAGCCCCAGGACAUGCAGUUUGUUCAGCACUACCGCUGAGUCGUCCACCAGUCUCAGCUCGCUGAUGUCUCAGCUUGGAGAGGUUGCACCACCUCCUAUUCACCGACAUCUCAAGCCUCGGUUGAGGAGAGCUCGACCUCCACCUCUUGACUUGAGUGGCCUCUCCACAAUCACAGAAUGUCCCACUCACUUUCCUUUGAGCAGAACAAUGACUGACUCAUGCUUUUCAGUGAAUCGUCUUCUUCUGGAAAGAAGACUUGGGAAUGGAGACAACGCAAGAGAUGAAGACACAGCAAUUGAGUCGAGACAGUCGCUCUUUCUCAGCUUUGAUGGAGCAGGUCAGCCGCUAUUGAGGAGAUCCAACCUCGACUACUUGUCGCUAGAUUUCAAUUCUGCAUCCCCAUCGCCUGUGCUGAAGCAGAAACCCUUCCUGUCUGAUGAACACAGAGUGGAUUAUGUGCAGGUGGAUGAGAAGAAGACUCAGGCACUGCAGAACACCAAAAUGGAGUGGACAGAUGUUCGACAAUCGAAAACAUAAAGAGAAAUGGAGAAAUAUGAAAACCAACAUGAACUCAUAACAACAACAAAGGACCACAUUUAAUUUAAAAGCACUUUGAAAAACAGUAUUAAAAUAAAAGUUAAAGAACAAGCAAGAACUUAGAUGCUUGCUUUAAAACCUAAAUGGACACCUUUGAUAUGUAAUAUAAUGUCUGUCUAAUCAUUCAGUGUAUUACGGUGAUUUUUACUGUAGCAUUAAACUUUUUUACAGGGCCUUUUUUUUCUUUUAUCGCAAUUACAUCUGUUUGAAUGUAUGUAUAUUUCUGUUAAAUAAUUGUGAUUGUACAGACAAGUAUUUUAAUUAUAAAACAUUCCAAAUCUC